AUGGGUCAAAUACUGUCGAAUCCGGUUAUCGACAAGGAGCACCACUCUGGUGAGGACCGUUUGACCGCCUUUGGGCUAUGCGCGAUGCAGGGUUGGCGUAUGUCGAUGGAAGACGCACAUGUGGUUCAACCAAACGUGUUGAAUGCGUCGGAUAAAGACCAUAUUGCGUUAUAUAGUAUAUUUGAUGGUCAUGGCGGUGCCAGUGUGGCGCAAUACUGUGGUGAGAAAAUUCCGUCUAUUUUGCAGAGACAGAAAUCUUUCAAAAGUGGGAAUCUGAGCCAGGCUUUGAUCGAUACGUAUCUGCAGACAGAUGAAGAUCUUCUGAAGGAUCCUGUAUUGCGAAACGAUUACAGCGGAUGCACAGCCACUUCGAUUUUGGUGUCUAAGCUGCAGAAGAAAUUGGUCUGUGGUAACUCUGGCGACAGUAGAACUGUUAUAUCGGUGAAGGGCAGGGCUAAGGCGCUUUCGUACGAUCACAAGCCUACUUUGGCAAGCGAGAGAUCGCGAAUUAUCGCUGCAAAGGGUUUUGUCGAAAUGGGUCGUGUGAAUGGUAACUUGGCACUGUCUCGUGCGAUUGGUGAUUUUGAGUUCAAGUCCAACUCGGAGUUGGCGCCCCACGAGCAGAUAGUUACUGCGGUCCCGGACAUUAUAGAGCAUGAAUUGAACUACGAUGAUGAUGAGUUCGUCGUGUUGGCUUGCGAUGGUAUAUGGGAUUGUUUAUCGUCUCAGGAUUGUGUUGAUUUGGUUCACUACGGUAUUUCCAAGGGCGACAUGACGCUGAACGACAUCUCCUCGAGAAUUAUUGACGUUUGCUGCUCCCCAACAACAGAAGGUACUGGUAUUGGUUGUGAUAAUAUGAGUAUCUCGGUUGUGGCUUUGCUGAAGGAUGGCGAGACAGUGGGACAAUGGUUUGAACGUAUAAGAGCCAAGAACUACAACAUCGAAGUCUCCUUUGAGAAGAGAAGAAGACAAGUGUUCACCUACUACCACUUUCCGAAGGAUGAUGCCAGUAUUUUUGAAGUGACAACGAAACAUCCGCAGGAUCGCUUUUCGCAGGAGAACUCUGCUCAAAACCUGAGAAGCGCCGGGGGAAGUGGAAACAACAACGAUCAUGAUAACAUGGAAAUUGACGAUACUGACACAGAUUCUGAUGCAGUUACGAGCAAUAUAAACAGACGCGGCCCCCAGCAGGCCGGUAGUAGCGCUAACGGCCCAGUGGACCUUUUCUCCCUGGAGGCUCUACUGGGGGCAGGCGGUAUACAGAUAAGUCAAGGGCCGAAUAACGUCUCCUAUAUUCACGGAUCGGCCUUGACUGACAUGCUAGCCUCAUUGAGCAACGCAGCAGCUGGUGAGAUGGUCCCUGAAGAGGAUGAGGACAAAGAUCCGCAAGAUUCCGCCAAGAACGACAAAAAGAUCGAAGAAAUUUGA
Torulaspora globosa is the source of this 1428-nucleotide messenger RNA. Its product is annotated as PP2C family serine/threonine-protein phosphatase. Gene Ontology annotation, molecular function: protein serine/threonine phosphatase activity; cation binding. The transcript has a single exon. Gene Ontology annotation, biological process: protein dephosphorylation. NCBI's taxonomy places the organism in Eukaryota, Fungi, Ascomycota, Saccharomycetes, Saccharomycetales, Saccharomycetaceae. The record is from RefSeq and is a predicted model, not a curated record. The coding region runs from base 1 to 1428 and encodes 475 amino acids.